Molecule: messenger RNA, 1212 nt
Organism: Naegleria fowleri
Lineage: Eukaryota; Heterolobosea; Eutetramitea; Acrasida; Naegleriidae
Exons: 6
Coding region: 1-1212 (403 amino acids)
Biological process (GO): autophagy; peptidyl-serine phosphorylation
Cellular component (GO): cytoplasm
Molecular function (GO): ATP binding; protein serine/threonine kinase activity
Source: RefSeq, a predicted model, not a curated record
AUGAGCAACAACCAUGUUUUGCCCUCCAAUUUCGUGUUUCGUGGAAUUGUGUUGAAUUUCUUGAACCCACUCAAUAACGAGCAUCAAAAGUUAUUACUCGGAAGAAAAAUCACGAUCAACUCUGAUCAACAUUUGAUGGAACUGAUCCGAGACAAAUUAAAUGAACAUGAUGAAAAAAGCAAGAAAAAAGUUGUCCAGGAGUCAGAUCAUCAUGUCCCUUCCAGCAGCAGUAGCGAGGAAGCGGAUCAAAGCACAUCCAGCCUCACGCAGCGUUUAACUUUGUGUGCCAAUGACGAGUUUAGCGAGUAUUCUGAACAAUCGGAAGACAAUGCAAUUUAUGGAGACACAGAAUUGUUAGAAAAUUCAGUAUUAAGUAUGCAACGUGUCUCAAGAUGGAACGGAAGAUAUGAGCCAAGAAAUGUUAUUGGUUCUGGAGGAUUUGGACAAGUUUAUUUAUGCAAUGAAUACGCCUUUAACGGGACCCACAAAGGAACAGUUGCGGUCAAAUUGAUUCCCUUGCUCGGCUCAGUAGAGGACUUCAAUAAGAAAAUUAAGGAAGCAAUUCUCAUGCUAAAAUUGAGACAUGAAAAUUUGGUACCUGCCCUAGAUAUCUUUGAAAUUUAUAACAAGGAUACCCUUGAGAAUUCACUAGGUAUUGUCACACCAUUUUAUAUUAAUGGAGAUUUAAUGAAACAACUGCAUUCUCAAAUUGAGAAAAAAGAAUGCCUACCAGAAGAAAUUAUUUAUUCCAUCAUGAAAGAUUUACUUACCGCCCUUAAUUACCUCCAUACAGAUGUUGGUAUUGCGCACAGAGAUAUUAAACCAGCCAAUAUUUUCUUAGAGAAAAUUAAUUUACAAAAAAAGACAGUAAAGGCAGUCAUUGGGGAUUUUGGAGUUGCAAAAGAGAUGCCACAUUCAGACAUGAGUCUAAAUGGUACAGUGUGUGGAAGCCCUAUUUUUGUUUCUCCUGAGGUUAUACUAGGAAAAUAUAACUUGAAAUGUGACCUCUAUAGCCUCGGAGUGGUUCUCUAUCAAAUGUUGAGCUUAGAUCUUGAAUCAAAUUUAAUCAAAACUUGCUUCUCGAAAUUUCCCCUUACAUCAUUGAUGGAAGCCAACAACGUAUCCAUGUUUUUAAAAAACUUUACAGAACAGAUGAUCAUGAGAAAUUAUACAAAAGAAACCACUACCUUGAAACGGUUAAAAGGUAAAUAA